AGCAUGUGAAUUUUGUUUCCCGAAAACAUUACAAAGUGAUAACAAAAAAGGCUUUAAAAGUUAAAUAUUGCAUUGUACUUGUAGUGUUGAUUCACGCGCGCGUUCGUUGCUUCGAUAGGCCCCCAGGCGAGAGCACUGGUGCGAACUUCACUUUACGUGGACAUACUUCAGUUGAAAAAGUAGCGUUUUUCUUUAAAAUUCCUAACCUUAUAUUCACGUAAUUACGUGGAUUUGGUGCGAAUAGACACAGCGUACAUCAAAAUGCAACCACAAAUUAUUCUGCUGAAAGAAGGGACAGACUCGUCUCAGGGCAAGCCUCAGCUGAUCUCCAACAUAAAUGCCUGCCAAACGGUAGCAGAAGCUGUUUGUACAACAUUAGGUCCACGGGGUAUGGACAAAUUAAUAGUCAAUCAGAACGGAAAAGGUACAAUUUCCAAUGAUGGUGCUACGAUUUUGAAUCUUCUUGAUGUUGUUCAUCCAGCUGCCAAAACCCUGGUUGACAUUGCAAAGUCUCAAGAUGCAGAGAUUGGAGAUGGUACAACUAGCGUUGUCUUGCUUGCAGCAGAAUUUUUGAAACAGGUGAAACCAUUUAUCGAAGAAGGCGUUCAUCCUAGAAUCAUCAUCACAGCUUUUAGAAAGGCAAUCAAAAUUUCAACGGACAAGAUAAAUGAACUUAGCGUUAAAAUUGAAAAAAAUGAUCCACAAAAAGUACGCUCCACUUUGGAAGAAUGUGCCGCUACAGCGUUAAAUUCCAAGUUGAUUCAUCAACAAAAAGAAUUAUUCAGUAAAAUGGUCGUUGACGCUGUUCUCAUGCUGGACGAGCUGUUGCCCCUGAACAUGAUUGGUAUCAAAAAGAUAUCUGGAGGUGCUUUGGAAGACUCAAAUCUCGUAGCAGGCGUCGCUUUUAAAAAGACGUUUUCCUAUGCUGGUUUCGAGAUGCAACCCAAAACUUAUUCACCCUGUAAAAUAGCUCUUCUUAAUAUCGAACUCGAAUUGAAGGCAGAGCGUGACAACGCUGAAAUUCGAGUGGACAACGUCGCCGAGUACCAGAAAGUCGUUGACACGGAGUGGAAAAUUCUCUAUGAUAAACUCGAAAAGAUUCACAAGAGCGGAGCAAACGUCGUUCUUUCGAAACUUCCGAUUGGAGACGUCGCCACACAAUAUUUUGCUGAUCGUGAUAUGUUCUGUGCCGGUCGCGUCGUCGAUGAAGAUCUCAAGCGUACAAUGAAAGCUUGCGGUGGAGCUGUCAUUACAACGGCCAACGACAUGAACGGGGCAGUCUUGGGGCAUUGCGAAAAGUUUGAGGAACGCCAAAUUGGUGGCGAAAGAUUUAACAUUUUCACUGGUUGCACCAACGCCAAGACGUGUACAUUCAUCCUUCGUGGUGGAGCUGAACAAUUCUUGGAAGAGACUGAGAGAUCCCUGCACGACGCUAUCAUGAUCGUCAGGCGUAUGAUCAAAAACGAUGCUGUGGUAGCCGGUGGGGGUGCAAUUGAAAUGGAGCUGUCGAAAACUUUACGUGAGCAUUCGCGUUCGAUUGCUGGAAAAGAGCAACUGAUUCUUGGUGCUAUCGCUCGCGCUUUGGAAGUCAUCCCGAGGCAACUGUGCGACAACGCAGGCUUUGACGCGACCAAUAUUCUCAAUAAGCUCCGCCAAAAACAUCAUAUGGGCAAGUAUUGGUUCGGCGUUGACAUCAAUAAUGAAGACAUUGCUGAUAAUUUGGAGAGUAACGUGUGGGAGCCCGCAAUAGUCAAGGCCAACGCUUUAGUCGCAGCCUGUGAGGCUGCUUGUCUUAUUCUGUCUGUCGACCAGACUAUCAAGAGCCCCAAGAGCGGUGGUGAAGCUUCACAUAUGCCUGGUCGUGGUAUGGGCAGGCCCAUGUAAUUGCAUUAAACAUUUUUUUGCAUAAGCCUUUCGUACACAAUUUGUUACUGAAAUUUUUUACAAAUACCUUUCUACCUUAACCGUUAGACGAGGUAAUACAAUUAAAAUACAAAAUGUUGAAAAACCGGUAUGGAUUGUAUUAUGCUUCAAAGAUAGAUUAACAGUUGCCUAGUACCAAUGUUGAAUGCAUAUGUACGCUUGACCAAGUAAUAAAAAAAAUUUACAAUGUUUAACAUGAAA
Molecule: messenger RNA, 2124 nt
Organism: Copidosoma floridanum
Lineage: Eukaryota; Metazoa; Arthropoda; Insecta; Hymenoptera; Encyrtidae
Gene: CCT7
Product: chaperonin containing TCP1 subunit 7
Biological process (GO): protein folding
Molecular function (GO): ATP-dependent protein folding chaperone; ATP binding; ATP hydrolysis activity
Source: RefSeq, a predicted model, not a curated record